AUGCAAGGCCCAGAUGCAGCUCCUGCUGCCCCAACUGCCCCACGUCCACGACAUAGGCGCCGUGGGAGAGGCCCCGCCACUCGCGAAGUCCAACAGAACGGAUCGACACAACCUUUGAACAACCAGACCGUAGCCCCCGUGCAGCAACAGCAACAGCAACAGCAACAGAAUGGCGCUGCUGAGUCUGGUCAGCAGAGCACACAACAAGAGCAAUCUCGGCAGCGAAGGCCAAACAAAGAAGGACGGGGAUCGGGAGCCCGGAGAGGCCGUGGCAAUGGAGGUCGAAGAGGCGGGCAAGCUCAGAAUGCGGAGCAAGGCGAGCAAAUAUCUCAGCCCCAGUCUCGGGGUAUGAGGGCUCGAGGAUUUGCAGCUCGUUUGACGAGACCAGAUCAAGAGUCGGUCGAACAGAGCCAGGACCAUGCACCGGAUGGUGAUGGCGACGCUAGCCUCCGGGCAGAUGCUCCUGAUUUCGUACCUGGAAUGCCACCAUCAACUACUCAGCCUCCCCCACAGGCAAAGGGCAAAGGGAAAGCAAAGCCAAAAGCCCCACCAAAGCCGCCCAAGGUCACCACCAAAUCCAUUGCCGAUGAUAUCGCCACCCGUAUCCAUGAAGACAUUGCCCAUAACCUGUACGAAUGUCCCAUCUGCACUAGUGAGCUCGGCCGGCGAUCAAAGGUCUGGGCUUGUGAACUGUGCUGGACCGUCUUCCAUUUGAGCUGUAUCAAGAAGUGGUCCACGAAUGAGGGCGCGGCUGCCGCCCAGAAUCGUCAGACACAAGAAGGUGCAACCUCCUCGGCUCCCAAGGCCUGGCGUUGUCCCGGUUGUAACCUCUCUCAUGAGGUAUUCCCGUCUACUUACAGCUGUUGGUGUGAGAAGGAGGUUGACCCGAGACCAUUACCUGGCUUACCUCCGCACUCUUGUGGACAGACAUGUUCACGGCCUCGCAAGGGUUGCCCGCAUCCAUGCGACGCUACCUGUCAUGCUGGGCCUUGUGCGCCAUGUACUGCAAUGGGUCCAACUCAAGACUGUUUCUGUGGUCGGAAUUCGUCAACCAAGCGGUGUCAAGACACUGAUUACGAGCGUGGAUGGAGCUGUGGUGAGAUUUGUGGAGACCUUCUACCUUGCGGCGAACAUACUUGCUCUCUGCCCUGCCAUGAGGGCUUGUGUGGUGCUUGUGAAGUUAAGAUCGAGGCUCGUUGCUACUGUGGCAAGGUGCAGACUGAAAUGCUUUGCAGCUCAAGGGACGAAGAGCUGGAUAGUAAGAUGAUUCGCGAUGAUGGAUCGGAGGAAGAGUGGACGGGAUGCUUCGGUUGCAACGAUGUUUGCGAUCGUCCUUUCGACUGUGGUUUGCAUUCUUGCAAGAAGGCUUGCCAUCCCCAGGAUUCCCAUCCUGCUCACUGCCCCAAGUCGCCAGACAGUGUCACCCGUUGCCCAUGUGGUAAAACCCAGUUGACCGACAUCCCCGGCUUCACCUCUCGUACCUCUUGCGAGGAUCCUAUUCCGAAUUGCCUGGAGCCAUGUGGCAAGAUGCUUCGUUGUGGUCAUUCUUGUGAUCAGAUUUGUCACACGGGCCCUUGCGGAACAUGCAGGCGUCGUGUCCCUGUUGCGUGCCAAUGUGGACGCAACAGCGCCAUGAGUAUCUGUCACCAAGGCGAUAUCAACCAUCCCCAAUGCUUCCGCCAGUGCAAGACCACGUUGCACUGUGGCCGUCACGCUUGUACCGAGCGAUGCUGCCCUGGAGAACAAAAGGCCCUUGAACGACAGGCUUUCCGCCGAAAGCUUAAGUCUCAUCUUCGCCCUACCGACGAGGAUAUCGAGGCAGAGCACAUUUGCACCCGGAUCUGUGGUCGACUGCUGAAAUGCGGACGACAUACAUGCCCGGAGCUCUGCCACAAGGGCGCCUGUAAUACCUGCCGAGAAGCAAUCUUCGAGGAGGUCUCUUGCAACUGCGGACGAUCCAUUUUGUAUCCACCGCAGCCAUGUGGCACAAAGCCGCCUUCGUGCUCGUUCCCCUGUGGACGCCCCAAAACGUGUGGACAUCCGCAGACUGCGCAUAACUGUCACACGGAUGAGGAGAAUUGUCCCAAGUGUCCGUUCCUGACUGAGAAGGAAUGUCUGUGUGGCAAGCGGGUGACGAAAAAUGUACCCUGCUGGCUCACAGACGUACGUUGUGGUCAGGUUUGUGGCGCCCUUUUGAAGUGUGGUUCCCAUUAUUGUAAAAAGGAUUGCCAUCGACCGGGUGAAUGCGAAGACGCGGAUAAGCCUUGCCAGCAGGCAUGUGGAAAGACCAAGACGCUGUGUGGCCAUCCUUGCGCCGACCAGUGCCAUGCUCCAUACCCGUGCCCAGAGAAGACGCCUUGCUCAUCCACGCUUACAGUAACAUGUAGCUGUGGGCGGCUGCGUCAGGAGAGACGCUGUGGUGCUGCUAAAGCCGUUACCUCCAAGGGCCAGCUUCAGCAGCCAGAGCGUUUGCCAUCGCUUACCCCAUUGACGUGCGAUGACGAGUGCUCCCGUCUAGAGCGGAACCGUUCUCUGGCAUCUGCGCUCGGCGUUGACAUCGACAAGACGACCACCGUGCAGGCUUUCACGGCGUCUAACCUCCCAUACUCUGCCGAGACACUCGAUCAGUAUAUUAAACUUGCCUCGACGGCUCCACUCUCGACCCUCCAAACCUACGAGUCGAGUCUGCACUCUUUGGCAACUGAUACCACGAACCGUUCAUUCCGCUUCCAGCCUGCCAAGUCAACUCUUCGAGCUUACGCCCACUCGCUCGCGACAGACUGGGGCUUCGUCACUGAAAGCCAUGACCCCGAACCACAUCGACAUGUCUUCGUCCUCAAGCCGCUAACCUGGACACCACCAGUCUUCGGCAUGGGCAGCGGCUCAUCUAUCGGUAUCGGAGGUAUGAGCGUGCGCGAGUGCGUCAAGCUCCGCGAGCGGGAACGCACCAAGGAACGCGACGCUCAACGCGCCGCCGCACUCGAGGCAAAGGCCGCCCGAGACGCUGCUAAAUCACAAACUGGCGCCGAUGGCUGGGCUCAGGUUGCUUCUCGGGGCAAGAAGUCUGGAGCAGAUAGUAGCACGGCUAGCACCAGAAGUACUACGCCAGUUCAGAAUAUUUUCCAGAGCCGGUCUAUCUAUUCUGCUCUCGCUGGGGGUAAAAUGCCUGAUACGUCGAGCCAGUCGUCCAAGAAGGAGCGCUUAGUCCUUCGUUCUGGUGUUGGCGCAGGCAAGGCCCUUCGUUCCCAACCCUCAGCCGAAGUCGUUGACAGCUGGGAGGAAGCUGAGGAGAAAGAAGAGCAGGCUGAGCAAGCUGAACAAGAGCAAAACAAAAUCUCGGUCGAGGCGCUGACAGAGACUGUGGAGAGUGCUCCAGAAGUAGUUGAUCAGCCAGUGGAAGCUGAUACUCAUGACACUCCGGCCCCCGAUUCUGCCGAGGGUGAAACUGAACGCGUUUGA
Messenger RNA from Penicillium cataractarum, 3459 nucleotides. RefSeq names its product putative NF-X1 finger transcription factor. Gene Ontology annotation, cellular component: nucleus. NCBI's taxonomy places the organism in Eukaryota, Fungi, Ascomycota, Eurotiomycetes, Eurotiales, Aspergillaceae. The transcript has a single exon. Gene Ontology annotation, biological process: negative regulation of transcription by RNA polymerase II. Gene Ontology annotation, molecular function: RNA polymerase II transcription regulatory region sequence-specific DNA binding; zinc ion binding; DNA-binding transcription factor activity, RNA polymerase II-specific. The record is from RefSeq and is a predicted model, not a curated record. The coding region runs from base 1 to 3459 and encodes 1152 amino acids.